ACCCGCUCUGCGCAGCGCGGCCGCCGGCCCCUCCUGGUCGCGGUGGCGGCCGAGCCCCGCCGCGAGGUGAGCGGAGCCGGGCGCAGUCCUCGGGAACGGCGCUGCGAUAGCUGCAGCUGCGCUUCGGGGCUGCCGUGGGGUGGAGAAAUUCCCUUUCCCUGCGUUUAUCCGGCGCUGAUGCUUGGCGUGUUAAUCUUGCACAGAGAGACCAGCCGGAAAAUCAAGGAUCGACAAGACGAUGCUCGCCAGCCUGAAGAUGAAGAAACAGGAGCUGCUGAACAGCUCGGAUGUGACCCUCCCGGACCGGCCGCUGUCCCCCCCGCUCACCGCACCCCCCACCAUGAAGUCUGCAGAAUUCUUCGAAAUGCUGGAGAAAAUGCAGGCACCAAAACUUGAAGAACAGAGAACUGGAAGCCAAAAGCAUAAGGAAGACUACAUCCCGUACCCCAGCAUCGAUGAGAUCCUCGAUAAGGGCAGCCCCUACCCACUGAUCAUCCUGCCCCAGUUCGGGGGAUACUGGAUCGAAGACCCGGAAAACCUUGGCACGCCCACCUCGUCCGACAGCAGCAUCUGCGAGGAGGAGGAGGAAAACCUCAGCCCCAGCACCUACGGGUACAAGCUAGAGUGCAAAGGAGAGGCCAGAGCCUACAGGAAGCAUUUUCUGGGGAAGGACCAUUUAAAUUUUUACUGUACGGCCAGCAGCCUGGGAAAUCUGAUUCUUUCUAUUAAGUGUGAGGAGGCAGAUGGCACUGAAUACUUAAGGAUUAUACUCAGGUCCAAAGUGAAGACAUUGCAUGAAAGGAUCCCUCUGGCAGGAUUUAGCAAGCUGCCUAGCAUCCCACAGAUAGCAAAGGCCUUCUGCGAUGAUGCCUCCGGACUGAAGUUUAACCCAGUUCUGUAUCCCAAGGCGUCCCAGAUGAUAGUGUCUUACGAUGAACACGAAGUCAACAACACAUUUAAGUUUGGUGUGAUCUACCAGAAGUUCAGGCAGACCCAGGAGGAAGAGUUGUUUGGCAAUAAUGAGGAGAGCACUGCCUUCAAGAACUUCUUGAAUUUGUUGGGAGACACCAUAACGCUGCAGGACUUUAAAGGUUUUCGAGGAGGUCUGGAUGUCAGCCAUGGGCAGACGGGGGCCGAGUCUGUGUACACCAUGUUCAGGGACAGGGAGAUCAUGUUUCAUGUCUCUACAAAGCUGCCUUUUACUGAAGGAGACACGCAGCAGCUGCAGAGGAAGAGACACAUUGGCAAUGACAUUGUGGCAAUUAUCUUUCAAGAAGAGAACACGCCGUUCGUCCCAGACAUGAUUGCCUCCAAUUUCUUGCACGCCUACAUUGUUGUACAGGUGGAAAACCCCGAGACAGAUAACACAUCCUACAAGGUCUCCGUCACAGCCCGUGAGGACGUCCCCUCCUUUGGCCCACCGCUGCCGAGCCCACCGGUGUUUCAGAAGAGCCCCGAGUUCAGGGAGUUCCUGCUGACCAAGCUCAUCAAUGCUGAGAACGCCUGCUGCAAGUCAGACAAGUUUGCAAAGCUGGAGGACCGAACGCGUGCCGCCUUGCUGGACAACCUGCACGAUGAGCUCCACGGGCACACCCAGACCAUGCUGGGGCUGGGGCCCGAGGAGGACAAACUGGAGAACGGAGGGCACGGAGGCUUUCUGGAAUCGUUCAAGAGAGCCAUCCGGGUGCGCAGUCACUCCAUGGAGACGAUGGUGGGCAGCCAGAAGAAGCACCACAGUGGUGGCAUCCCGGGCAGCCUGAGUGGGGGCAUCGUGCACAACAGCGGCGAGGUGACCAAGACCACCUUCUCGCCCCCUGUUCCAGCAGCCACGGCCAAGAAUCAGUCGAGGAGUCCCAUCAAGCGCCGGUCGGGGCUGUUCCCCCGCCUGCACACGGGGUCUGAGAGCCAGUCGGAGAGCAGGACAAGGUGCGACAGUGUUUCUGGAGCUCAGAAGACACCAGAUAUGGGACAUUCAUCACAAGAGAUGAAAUCUGAAACCUCAUCCAACCCCAGCUCCCCUGAAAUAUGCCCCAACAAAGACAGGCCUUUCAUCAAGCUGAAGGAGAACGGGAGGUCAAACAUCUCGCGGUCCUCCUCGAGCACCAGCAGCUUCAGCAGCACGGCGGGGGAGAGCGAGACGCUGGAGGAGUACGACAGCGUGGGAAGCCAGCCGUCCACAGCGUCGCCCUUCAAGCAGGACGUGUUUGUCUACAGCGCAUCUCCCGGCAGCGAGAGCCCGAGCAUGGGGGCUGCGGCCACCCCGGUCAUCAUGAGCAGGAGCCCCACAGCAGAUAUAAAGAACAGAAACUCUCCAAGGUCAAAUCUGAAGUUCCGCUUUGACAAGCUCAGCCACGGCAGCUCCAGCACGAGCCACUAGCAGGAGAAAGAAGUCAAGAACUUUUCAACGAAUUUUUGUUCCAAUAAAGGGAAAACUCUUCACCACCCAGUGGGAACACGCACGCCCUUGCACUAACAGUGAGGUCCCCUCGCCGCUGCAGCUGCACCCUGCACCAGGAGAAAGCCAUCACCGUCACCGUGCAGCCGCUCCUGUCCUCUGGCAGAGACCCAGCCACCCCGCCCCAGCUGAUGGCGUUGCUUGCUCGAGGGCACCCUGCGUGCUGCCCCAGGAGACUCCUGCCCACCCGCCCCGCGUCCCCCUGCAGUGCUGGGUGCUCUGCGGCGCUGGGGCCAGGUGAGCGCCGUGCCUCUGCCCCAGCGGGAGACCCGCACCCUGCGGCUGGGGCACCAGCACCUGCCUCCCCCCUGAAGCUGGCCUGCCUGUCCCAGGGGGCGGGAGGGAGGCCAGGCGGAACCCCCCCCCCAAGGUAUGGGGGGUCUCCUCCCUGUAUGUGUAGUAUCAGUGCAGAAACACUUUCUUUUUGUAUUUUUCCUUUUGGAAGGGCAGGUGGUCAGGGUGCAGUUAGGGCUUUCAGCAGCGGCCGGUCGCGGUGGCUUUUCCCCCCAUUGUUGCUCUCCUCUGCCAAGGGUCGGGAGGCAGCAGGGCAAUGCUGCCCAGCACAGGGCAGGAGGGGCAGCGGCACAGGACCUCAUGAGCUGCCCUCUCUUCUCCUCCCGACCUCUUUGGGUUGCAAAUUUUCAAGACAAAUGCAGCCUCAUGUCCUGUGCCGCCUCAGGUGCUGGCACAGGAGGCAGCCGGGGUUGACUUGUCCUCUCUUGGCAGCUCAGGAGAUGGCUUCGGUGGCCUCUGUGUUUUUUCCCUAACCAAAACUCCAAGCAUGGCCUGGAAAAGAUUAACCAAAGCUAAAGCUGUAGUAUAACUAAAUAUUAAAACUGGCACUUGGAGUGGAUUUAUCCUGUGGGCUUUACCUUAUCCUGUAUGUUAGCUUGCCAGGCAAACAAAUGUAUAAAGCACCAGUGAUUUUUGAUGGCACUGGGCUUUACCCCUUGCAGAAUUUGUCCCUCUGCUUUUGAACAUGCUUUUGUUUACUUUAAAAGAAGAGGAUUAUGAAUUCUGGAAGGUGACUUCCCUAUAACGCCCCUUUCCAAAAAAUACCUCUCUAAUCAUGCUAUAGAAGUCCCUUUGCUCUUAUGGAGCUUUGUCUAAAGUUUACUGAAGUCUGUCCGCUAAUUUCAGGAUGCUCAUAGAUUUCCCUUAUGGAUUUUUUAAAUAAUACACUGCAGUGCUGCAGAAGUGCAGCACUGCAUCUUGCCAUAAUCUGUAAUCUUUGCAAAAAACACCCCAUGAAAUAAGGUUCUUGAUUUCAAGUGAAAACUUUUCUCAGUUCAUGAUUCCCAAUGAAAACAAAGCUUUGAGUGCCAAAGUUAAUCUUACACAGCUGGGGCUCAGAGGCACAAGUGUGUCUGAGCAGCUGGGCUGGUGGCUGCAGUGAUGCGAGGGCUUGUGGCAGAAACCCACUGCCCCUGCCGCACCACCUCCCACCUGGGCCAGAGCAAAACCGAGCUGAUCCAAACCAGCUGUGCUAAAUGAGGCUCUGCGUGGUACUGGGAAACAACUGGAAUGUGUGCUCCAAAUGGGUGCUCCCACUUGUGGGUGUCAUUUGCACAUUUGAAUAGAAAAGGCUCUCAUGGGAGAGGAAUCAGGUUAAAGAAGGAACCACGUUGUGGAAAAAGCAGAGAAUGCUUUCAUGGGCAUUGAGCACGCUGUGGAGGAUCAGUAAAUACAAAUAACCAGCAGUGGCGACACUCCCUCCUGCUUUCAGUGAGUUGCUUUUAAAUAACAUCUAAAUCUUGAGAUUUUCUUUGAAAAAGGAAAAGCACAAUGCAUUUAGCCUGGUCCACAGCUAGCUCUGGAUGUCUCAGGUUCCAGAUACUUUGCUGUUCAGUUCUGCUGUCUGAUGAUGCUUCAGUAGCACUUUUAAGCCCAUCCCCAGUUCUUCCUCUUAGAAACUAUUGGUCUGCUUUUCUUAUGCCCUGCAGUGAAAUACUGACUGGUGCAAAACCUUGUUUUGAGGGUCUGUUUUUGUUUGUUCAUUUGUUUUUUCUCCUAUGAAGUUGCUUGAUUCUAUAGAUGUCAUCAUUCGCAUGGGUGUUGAUCUCUGUGAGAUCUUUCAGCAGAAGAUGCAGUGGCUACUCUUGUCUGGGUUCUUCAUUUUUGAGUUGUUUUUUUCUUAUUUCUCACUUGAAACUGUGACUUUCCUUUUUGGCCUAGGUCAGUUUGUAGAAUUAUUAGAAGGUGGUUAAAAGGCACACAGGACAGUUUGAAGCUCCGGGGAGGGAGAUGCAGUGCAUUAGAUGUGUCCUGAGCUGUUCCAACCGGCUGGGAUGGCACCUGGGCCGGGCAGAGGUCUGCCAGAUGCUCCUGUGCUUCCUGGGACAGUUUCAAAAGUGCUGCUCACAACUGGCUGUAAAACCAGCUCCUAAAUAACUGGGCUUUUAAAGCUCCUGUCCUAGCCACGCUGUACUGUGGCUUCUGCCUAUCUGCCCUGCCCUGCAGCCCUGUGCAGCAAGCUUUCCGUUCUGGGAUUGUCCUAGGUCACCCUGCAGCAGCGCCGGGGACUGCUGAGCAGUUAUUUUCAACCUCGGAGGCAUUUGCACUCCAGCAGUGGGUGAAGAUGUUCCUGCAUAUAUAUUGCAAAAUGUUUUGUGCUUAUAUGUGACACACACACAUACAUAUACGUGUAUAUAUAUAACAGAAAGGAUCCCUCGCUGACACUAACUGGUGGGGCAGUACACGUCAGAGCUCGGCAGCUCCUGCCUGCUGCUGGUGCUGGUGCCCUGUGGCGCAGGGAGCCCAGCACAGGGCUGCCAGGGGCUGCCCCGGAGACCUCGGGGCCGCUGCUCCGUGGGCUCAGCAGUCGCAGCCGAGGGCUGGGGGCUGCAGCGGGGAUGCCCGGUGUCUGAGCCUCGGGGCAGUGGUUUGCCUGUCCAGUCUGCACUGUUUACAUGCCCGCAGCUCAUACCAAACUCAGACGUGAUGCUGCACAGCAAAUGCUGGAGGUAGGACCGCAGCUCGGGGAGGCUCAGAGGGAGUUCCCAGCCGUGUAGGACAGGUCUCUGCUCUCCAGGUGUUUGCUCCCCUUUUUCCCCUGGGUUUCGGUGCCCUGGAUACUCCUGCUGCACCCUGCCUCCUGCUUGGCGCAGACCUGCUGGCUACCUUGGCAAGGGGCAGGCCCAGGUCUGCCUUCCAGGCCCAGUGUUGGGGCUCGGGGCUGUGCCAUGCAUGCCACAAGCCUGCGGGGACAUUUCACAGUCCCUUGUGCACAUCCUUGCCCACCCCACAGCACCCCGGGGCACGGCAGGGCCUGUCCUAAGGGCGAGCGUGCACAGGAGGUGCUGGCACCACCGGCCUCCUUGAGGGCUCCCCCGAGCCAAGCACAGGGUUAUGCUCAAGCACAACGUGAAAGUGCUUUUUUUUUCUGGGUAGAGAGGGAGGGUGCUAAGCACAGAUUCAGCUUCUUUCCAGGGUUUGGGGGUCUUCAGGAAUGGCAGCUGAAGGGGCCAGGAUACUUCCUUGACAUAACUGGGCUUGUUAACCCCGACUGAGGAUCCGGCUCAGAGGCUUCUCGGCUGUCUUUGUCUUGACUGCAAGAGGUGGUUAGCACUGAUAACUGCUCUUAAAGGCAGCGGCUGGUGUCAGAGCUCAGCACCUCUGCAGAUCACACCUCGCACUCAUGCUGCUUUGCUUAUGUUCCAACUCUGUCCCCUAGAGCUGGUCAAGAAGCUCUCAUUUCUGAAUCUUAGAGCAUGCUUUCAUUAUGUUUUAAUGAAUGUAGCACUGCGUAUACCCUGCAAAGGAAAAUGCUGAAUUUAUAUCAUUAGAAUGUGAAGAGAGUUUAUAGAGUGAAAAAAAAAUCUUGAAGAAAUGUAUCUGACAAAAGUUUAUUUUUUAUGUAGAGAGGCGGUGCUUUGUAGUUCCUGGUGGCCUAUGUAUGUUGUAAAUAAUGUACAUUUAAUUUAUUGCUAUGGUAGCAGAUUGUAUUUGUUAUGUAUAAAACUAAAGGUUCACAAAUGUAUAUUUUGUUGCUUAAAUGUGUCUUUGCAAAAUUCACAAUAAAUAACAUAUUUUGUGUCCGUA
Molecule: messenger RNA, 6496 nt
Organism: Oxyura jamaicensis (ruddy duck)
Lineage: Eukaryota; Metazoa; Chordata; Aves; Anseriformes; Anatidae
Gene: RAP1GAP2
Product: RAP1 GTPase activating protein 2
Exons: 25
Coding region: 239-2377 (712 amino acids)
Biological process (GO): regulation of small GTPase mediated signal transduction; activation of GTPase activity
Cellular component (GO): cytoplasm; plasma membrane
Molecular function (GO): GTPase activator activity
Source: RefSeq, a predicted model, not a curated record